AAAAGAGAGAUUAAAGUAGACCUAGCUGACUGUUCACUUUCUGAGUUAGAGGCACAGGUUGAAUCGGCAGGGACUGUUAUAAAAGCUUUAGAUUUCAGGCUCACAGCCAUCUGAGUGAGAAGAGACGGCAUCAAUGGAUCUGGCUGUGGCCCUGGUGCUCUGCCUCUGCUCUCUGCUUCUCCUCUCACUCUGGAAACAGAGCUCUGGGAAAGGGAAGCUCCCGCCGGGCCCCACUCCUCUCCCGAUUCUUGGAAACAUCCUACAGUUAGAUGUUAAAGACAUUGGCAAAUCCUUAAGCAAUCUCUCAAACACCUAUGGCCCUGUGUUCACAGUGUAUUUUGGCUUGAGGCCCACUGUUGUGUUGCAUGGAUAUGAAGCAGUGAAAGAAGCCCUAAUUGAUCGGGGAGAAGAGUUUUCUGGAAGAGGCAAUCUCCCAAUGUCUCAAAGAGUUAAUAAAGGAUAUGGAAUCCUCUUUAGCAAUGGGAAGAGAUGGAAGGAGAUCCGACGCUUCUCCCUCAUGACCUUGAGGAAUUUUGGGAUGGGGAAGAGGAGCAUUGAGGAUCGUGUUCAAGAGGAAGCCCGUUGCCUUGUGGAGGAGUUGAGAAAAACCAAUGGGUCACCCUGUGAUCCCACUUUCAUCCUGGGCUGUGCUCCCUGCAACGUGAUCUGCUCCAUUAUUUUCCAAAAUCGGUUUGAUUAUAGAGAUCAGAAUUUUCUUAAUUUGCUAGACAAAUUUAAUGAAAGUCUCCAGAUUAUGAGCUCCCCAUGGAUACAGGUCUGCAACAGUUUCCCUAUUCUCAUCGACUAUUUCCCAGGGAGUCAUAACAAAGUACUUAAAAAUUUUGCUUAUAUAAAAAGCUAUGUUUUGGAGAAAGUAAAAGAACAUCAAGCAACUCUGGACAUUAACAAUCCUCGGGACUUCAUUGAUUGUUUCCUGAUCAAAAUGGAACAGGAAAAGCACAAUCAAGAGAUGGAGUUUACUUUUGAAAACUUGAUAGCAACUGUGACUGAUUUGUUUGGAGCUGGGACAGAGACAACAAGCACCACGCUGAGAUAUGGGCUCCUCCUGCUGCUGAAGCACCCAGAGGUCACAGCUAAAGUCCAGGAAGAGAUUGACCGUGUGAUUGGCAGACACCGGAGCCCCUGCAUGCAGGACAGGAGCCACAUGCCCUACAUGGAUGCUGUGGUGCAUGAGAUCCAGAGAUACACUGACCUUGUCCCCACCAACCUGCCCCAUGCGGUGACCCGUGACAUUAAAUUCAGAAACUACCUCAUCCCCAAGGGCAUGACUAUAGUGACAUCACUGAGUUCUGUGCUACAUGAUGACAAAGAAUUCCCCAACCCAGAGGUAUUUGACCCUGCCCAUUUUCUGGAUGAAAGUGGCAACUUUAAGAAGAGUGACUACUUCAUGGCUUUCUCAGCAGGAAAACGAAAUUGUGUGGGAGAAGGCCUGGCCAUUAUGGAGCUGUUUUUAUUUUUGACCACCAUUUUACAGAAAUUUACCCUGGAAUCUGUGGUUGACCCAAAGGACCUCGACACCACCCCGGUUUCUAGUGGGUUUGGCCAUGUGCCACCCCUGUACCAGCUCUGCUUCAUUCCUGUGUGACGCAGGGCAGUCCAUCGGCUGCUGCUGUGCUGUUGUCUGUAAUUAACUCUCCUCUGGGGCAUCACUCCCCUCCUUCUUACUACCAGGGAUACUCUUCUGACCACCCAUCUCAUACCACCACAAUUUUCUCCAGUGAAUAUCCAACUUCUAUGUGAAUAUCCGGUAAAUAUCCAACUUCAAUGAAAGGAAAGUCUCCUGAGUUUUACUGCACAAAUAUAUUUGCUGUCUUCAUAUUCUGUAACACUUAUACUGACUGCCACAUAUGCUAAUACUUAAGAGUCAGUACUGUAUUAUCACUGUAAAACAGAGUGGAAUGGUUGGUAUAAGCCAACACAUAGCCAUUUGCUCUCCAGAUGUUCUAAAUAAAAAGCAGCAGUAUUUGCUGA
This is a messenger RNA of Odocoileus virginianus texanus, 1992 nucleotides long. Its product is annotated as cytochrome P450 2C18-like. Gene Ontology annotation, biological process: xenobiotic metabolic process. The record is from RefSeq and is a predicted model, not a curated record. Gene Ontology annotation, molecular function: iron ion binding; oxidoreductase activity, acting on paired donors, with incorporation or reduction of molecular oxygen, reduced flavin or flavoprotein as one donor, and incorporation of one atom of oxygen; heme binding. Gene Ontology annotation, cellular component: cytoplasm; intracellular membrane-bounded organelle. Lineage: Eukaryota; Metazoa; Chordata; Mammalia; Artiodactyla; Cervidae.